GAAGCCAAUGAGGAGAGCGGUGCUCCGUGUGCGUUUAUGGCGCGCGCCGGAAGUGGUUCUGUGCACGCCGGUGAGGAAAAGCGGCUGGGAAGGAGCAGGUGCUGGUAGCUGAGUUGUAACGGCGAGUCGGUGGAGGCCUGGUGACUGACCUCUUUUGGUGUCUGUGGGCGUAAUAUCAACAAUUUGUGCUGCUGCAAUGGGUGAACCUCAGCAAGUAAGCGCCCUCCCUCCACCUCCAAUGCAAUAUAUUAAAGAAUAUACUGAUGAAAAUAUUCGGAAAGGCAUAGCUCCUAAGCCUCCACCACCUAUUAAAGAUAGCUAUAUGAUGUUUGGAAACCAGUUCCAAUGCGAUGAUCUAAUUAUUCGACCAUUAGAAAGCCAGGGUAUUGAACGAUUGCAUCCCAUGCAGUUUGACCAUAAAAAGGAGUUAAGGAAACUCAACAUGUCUAUCCUGGUCAACUUCUUAGAUCUCUUGGAUAUAUUAAUAAGAAGCCCAGGCAGCAUAAAAAGGGAGGAGAAACUGGAAGAUUUAAAACUGCUAUUUGUUCAUGUGCAUCACCUUAUAAAUGAGUAUCGACCUCACCAAGCCAGAGAAACAUUGAGAGUCAUGAUGGAAGUCCAGAAACGUCAGCGUCUAGAAACUGCAGAGAGAUUUCAGAAACAUUUAGAACGAGUUGUGGAAAUGAUCCAGAAUUGCUUGGCUUCUCUGCCAGAAGAUUUACCUCACUCAGAAGGAGGGAUGAGGAUAAAAACGGAACCAAUGGACACUGAAGACAGCAUAAACUGUAUUGGAUCAAAUGAACGGCAGAGAGCAAACUCCAGCGUAAAAAAAGAUCAGGUUUUGGAUAAAGAUGCUAACAUGUGUAGCAUUAUUGAUGAAAUGACAUGAAAAGUGUUUUGGGAUAUACCUUUUGUGAUUUUCAGGGAACAUGCAACUGAUGCUAAGGAAUUAAGAGUAUGAGAUUUCUUCUGUGCUUCGUUUUGCUGUGAACACUUAAACAGUCAUGGAACACAAUCUGCAUGAAUCAAUAAAUAUUGAUAAUUUAUUUGUAUAGCUUUUCCAUGUAUAUUUAUAUUAUCUAUGUUUGACUUUAAAGAACAGUAAAUGUUAUUGAUAGCUUUACCUGUUAUGUCACCUAUGCAAUUCAUCAGCAUCCUAAUUCUGCUGAUGCUCAUUUAUUGAAGUAUGGGAAGUACUUUAAGGAAUUUAAAUAUAUUUGGUGGUUCCUUGUUUAAGUUAAAUUAAAAGACAUAUGUUAUACCACAACAGCAUUGUUAUGUAUACAGAGUAAAGUAAAAAAAGCAUCAAAUAU
Candoia aspera is the source of this 1313-nucleotide messenger RNA. RefSeq names its product mediator complex subunit 7 (gene MED7). The transcript has 2 exons. Gene Ontology annotation, molecular function: transcription coregulator activity. The record is from RefSeq and is a predicted model, not a curated record. Gene Ontology annotation, cellular component: mediator complex. Bases 197 to 889 code for a protein of 230 amino acids. Lineage: Eukaryota; Metazoa; Chordata; Lepidosauria; Squamata; Candoiidae. Gene Ontology annotation, biological process: regulation of transcription by RNA polymerase II.